Notothenia coriiceps (black rockcod) is the source of this 2038-nucleotide messenger RNA. RefSeq names its product membrane bound O-acyltransferase domain containing 7 (gene mboat7). The transcript has 9 exons. Gene Ontology annotation, cellular component: mitochondria-associated endoplasmic reticulum membrane contact site; membrane. The record is from RefSeq and is a predicted model, not a curated record. Gene Ontology annotation, biological process: lipid modification; phosphatidylinositol biosynthetic process. Lineage: Eukaryota; Metazoa; Chordata; Actinopteri; Perciformes; Nototheniidae. Bases 100 to 1521 code for a protein of 473 amino acids. Gene Ontology annotation, molecular function: lysophospholipid acyltransferase activity.
UCGUGUCAGCGGUGUGAAUGGGUAGUUGUAGGUGUGACAGGCUCUGCCAGGGACUGGAGUAAUUUAAACGUUGCUGAUUUAACACUAUCAAUAAGAGAGAUGUCUCCCGAUGAGUUGGUUUACUUAGGAAUCCUCGCUGCCUCCAUCCCUGUUGGGUUCCUCUUCCGUUACCUCAGUCCUCCUGUGAAGCAGGGGGCAGCUCUUCUUCUGGGCCUCUCUGUCGCCAUCGUCACCUGUCAGAUCCACACGCUCCACUCUCUGGUGACGGUGAUUGGAACAUGGUUUAUUAUAAAGAUCAGCUGGCGGCAUGCCCCAGCAUUGAGUCUCGGCUGGAGCUUCCUCUACCUCCUAUUCUUCCGGCUGGUCACUUGGUUCGGUCUGCCAGCACCGACACCUUUCGCCAACGCCAUCCAGCUGCUUCUCACUCUGAAGAUGGUGAGUUUAGCAAACGAGGUGAACUGCUUCCACAUGGAGAAGAAGAAGGACGUGAGCUCCUUUGCCAAGUCUCCUGUCAUCGGUGGUCUGUCUCAGGUGCCCUCCCUCUACGAUAUGCUGUCCUAUAGCUACUGCUAUGCCGGUAUAAUGACGGGCCCGUUUUUCCGCUUCCAAACGUACGUUGACUGGCUGCAGCAACCGAGCCCGCAGACCCUGCCCGGCUGGGGGCCGUGCCUGCAGCGCCUGAAGCUCGUUCCUCUCUACGGCGCUCUGUUCAUCGCCGUCGACUCCGUCUUCCCACUCGCCUACGUUCGCUCAGACGAGUUCCUGGAUGACAACUUUUUCUUUAGGUAUUUCUACAUGAUAGCAGUGUUCUUCGUGUUCAGGAUGCGUUUCUAUGCAGCGUGGUGCGGAGCUGAGGCUGGUUUUAUCACUGCAGGUCUGGGCUGCUAUCCAGAAAAAGCGCUGUCCAAACCUGGAGGAGGACCCACUGUCAACUACAGUCCUGACCCCAGCGCUGACGAGACGUAUGACUUCAAAACCAUCCAGAACAUCGACUGCUACAACACGGACUUCUGUGUGAAGGUCCGCCACGGCAUGCGUUACUGGAACAUGACGGUGCAGUGGUGGCUGCAUCACUACAUCUACCCCAACGCCCCCUUCAGGGCCUACGCCCUCAGGGCCGGCUGGACCAUGUUCAUCAGCGCAUACUGGCAUGGACUUCAUGUGGGCUACUAUCUCUCCUUCCUCACCAUCCCUCUCUGCAUCGCAGCCGAGUCGGCCAUGGAGUCGUCGGUCCGAGCUAGACUGGGUCCGUCUGGUCAGAACAUCUUCGACUGGGUUCACUGGUUCUUGAAGAUGAGGUCGUACGACUACAUGUGCAUGGGCUUCGUGCUGCUCAAGGCCUCUGACACCAUCCACUACUGGACAUCCAUCUACUUCAGCAUGCACAUCAUCGCCAUCGCCUGUAUCAUCCUCGGCAGGGUACUGAAGGGAGGGAAAAAGGAAGGAAGGAGAGUUGAAAAAGAGGACAAAAAAGAGGGAGAGAAGACUGAAAAUGUAACAACGGGAGGGAAAACAGACUAAAUGGAGGUACAGAAAAAACAGGUUGGAUAUUUUUUGAGACAUGACAAAGGGUCACUGUAGGAUUUACCAACAUCCAAAAUGUAUCAACACUCAUCUUACAAGCAACAAACCUCAAACAAAAAUGUCAUAGAAAAUCUAGUAGAUUAGACGAGAGUGUGACAAGUUAGAACUGGUCGAAUACUUAUUAUGUAAAUAUAAGUACUGUGAAUACUGGGAGAGGAAUGUUUGAGCUCAAUUAAUGUUACUUUUGUAGUGUGAGUGGUAACCGGGGUGUGGAAAGUUUAUUCACUACUCAUCCUAGCGCCUGUCUGUACAGUAAAUGUGCUUUUGUUUCACAAUACCAUUCAGAGUUUAAGUGAACUGUAAUGCUGGUCAAAAUAGGGGUUGUUGAAAUGGCAAUAUGCUGUUUUAAAAACAUUCAGUAGGGCGAAGCAAACAAUAACCAAACAAGCCUCGUAAGGUCGUAUAAAUAUUUAAAAGAGGAGAGAUUAAAUGUAAUUAAACGUAGUUUCCAUAA